AUGCUAAAACGCCAAUUAGCAGGGGACUCUUCAUGCCAGAGAUGUGGAGCUCAGUCUGAAACCACAGACCAUCUCCUCUUCACUUGUCCUUUUGCACGAGCCAUGUGGUUUGGAAGUGCGCUGGCUCUAAUUAUCCCACCUGAUGGUCUCUUCUCGGUGGCUCAAUUGUUGCACCACUGGCCCAAGAUGAACUUCCCUAAUAAAAGAACAAGUGAAGAGGCUCUGUCCCUCGUAGUGUUCAUCUGCUGGACAUUAUGGCUGGCCAGGAACGAUAAGGUGUUUGGAAACAGAGAGUGGACACCAGAGGAGGUCAUCUCUCAUGCCCAGGUGUCGUGCGCUGAAUUUUUGGCUUCCACAACGGGUUGUUUAACCCCUCAGGUUCAUAUCCAUGACCAGCAAGCGCGGACCUCCAUGUGGACUCCACCCGAUCCAAGAACGAUCAAGGUCAAUUGCAACGCGGCGCUUCAUUUGGAUGAACCGGGCAGUGGUAUCGGUGUGGUGUUACGAAAUCACAGGGGCCUCCCCAUCCAGGCUAGUAGCGAUCCCAUUCCUUUCCAUGAUGCUUUACUGGGUGAAGCCUUGGCUAUUCUUAAUGGGAUGCAAGUGGCGUCGGCUACAGCCUGCACCAGAAUUCAAGUGGAAUCCGACAGUAAAGAAUUAGUAACCCUCAUCAAGGAGACCUCUACACCACCUCCUGUUUUUAUUCGAAGCACUCUUCAUGAUAUCAAAGUGCUAGCCCUGACCUUUAACACAUGUAUGUUCUCCCACAUACCUAGAGAUGCAAAUCAGGUUGCACAUGCUCUAGCUCGGAAGGCUCUGUCUGUGGCAUGUCAGACUGAUUGGCCUUUGUCCACUCCUUGGAUCCUUCAAGCUUGUUGUAAGGAUUCCGAGUAUUGUUCUUGCCCUUUUUUGCAAUAG
Messenger RNA from Telopea speciosissima, 918 nucleotides. RefSeq lists its product as uncharacterized. NCBI's taxonomy places the organism in Eukaryota, Viridiplantae, Streptophyta, Magnoliopsida, Proteales, Proteaceae. Gene Ontology annotation, molecular function: nucleic acid binding; RNA-DNA hybrid ribonuclease activity. The coding region runs from base 1 to 918 and encodes 305 amino acids. The record is from RefSeq and is a predicted model, not a curated record. The transcript has a single exon.